Oncorhynchus nerka (sockeye salmon) is the source of this 1070-nucleotide messenger RNA. RefSeq names its product ferritin, middle subunit-like. Gene Ontology annotation, cellular component: cytoplasm. Lineage: Eukaryota; Metazoa; Chordata; Actinopteri; Salmoniformes; Salmonidae. The record is from RefSeq and is a predicted model, not a curated record. Gene Ontology annotation, biological process: intracellular iron ion homeostasis; iron ion transport. The transcript is spliced from 4 exons. The coding region runs from base 384 to 914 and encodes 176 amino acids. Gene Ontology annotation, molecular function: ferrous iron binding; ferric iron binding.
UCACUCGGCUCUCUUGUCAAUAUAAAAAGUAAUCUUUGCUUUAGGGGAUGUGUAUGAGUGGGCUCGUCUUUAAAUGACACGCCUAGUUCCUGUUGAAAUUCUAAAGUUGAUUGGCUACGCUCUGUGAGGGUGGAUUCCACUGACGCAUUCAGUUUGGAACAAUAAAUAGAGCGAACAAGGCUCCUUCCAGGUCACAAGUCUGAGAAGACGCAUGAAAAAGUUCUUGCUUCAACAGUGAUUGAACGGAACUCAUCUGCCUUCGUCCCGCAUCAUAGAACAUUCCUGGUUGUUGACAUAGUACUUACUUGAACUGUAAUAGCAAAAUAGUCGAAGAAACUCUAUUUUUGUACCGUUCAUUUGGAUAUUAAAGAAAAUCUGCCAAAAUGGAGUCUCAGAUCCGCCAGAACUAUCACCACGAUUGCGAAGCUGCUAUCAACCGGAUGAUCAAUUUGGAGAUGUUUGCCUCCUACACCUACACUUCAAUGGCUUUCUAUUUCUCCCGUGACGAUGUGGCUCUGCCUGGCUUCGCGCAUUUCUUCAAGGAGAACAACGACGAGGAGCGGGAGCACGCCGACAAGCUACUCUCCUUCCAGAACAAGAGAGGUGGACGCAUUUUACUCCAGGACAUCAAGAAGCCAGAACGUGAUGAGUGGGGCAAUGGGCUGGAGGCCAUGCAGUGUGCUCUGCAGCUGGAGAAGAAUGUUAACCAGGCCCUGCUGGACCUGCACAAAAUUGCCUCUGACAAGGUUGACCCCCAUCUGUGUGACUUUCUGGAGACCCAUUACCUGAAUGAGCAGGUGGAGGCCAUUAAGAAGCUGGGAGACCACAUCACCAACCUCACCAAGAUGGAUGCUGUCAAAAACAAGAUGGCAGAGUACCUGUUUGACAAGCACACCCUGGGAGGCCAGAGCUAAACCACUUCAUCCCCACUGGCUUUACAUUUAUAGGGAGGGGAGUGUUAAACUGGUGCAGUGCAACACAGCUAUAACAUUGAGGUGUUUCUGUUGACAACACUACUGUAUUUUGGAGGCAAGGCAUCUUGUAAAACAAUUAAAAAGAUCACAAAUGUU